AUGGCGGACACGGCGACCGACAACCAGCCGGAGCCUGCGCCGCCCACGGACUCGGCGUCCGCCGACAACUUCGGCGACCUGCUGGCCCAACUACUGCAGUCGCUGCCCGCCGAGGCGUCGCGGCUCUUCCUCAUGGCGCUCAGCGGCCUCUCUCCGAGCGAGAGCGCCGAGCUGUGCCGCUACGUGGACCGCCUGCGUGACGAGAAGCAGUUCCGCGUGAUCAAGGCCAUGGCCGAGUCCACCGUCGAGGGCAAGAAGAAGUUCAUCCUGAACCUGCGCAAGAAGUUCCUCGUGCAGCAGGCCAAGCUGGCCGAGGUGCAGGCGCAGGAGGAGCAGAACAUGGAGUCGCACCUCAAGCGCAAGCAGGCGCUCAACGGUACGAGCUCGCGCGCCCAGCUUCCUCUCGAUAUCCCCCUCAACAGCGCGCUAACUUCUAUUUCCUUCGAUGUUUUAUUCUGUGCUGCAGCUGCCAGCCGCGUCAAGAUGCUCAACGGGGGAGCCAACAAGUUUCACUCCUUCAACGCGGUGGUGGGCCCCGAUGGCAAGGAGACCAAUGGCCCCAAGCUGACGGCCCAGCACUUGGCUGGCAUGCCCAAUGCCGAUGGCAUUGUCGUCGGACGCUCGCUUUCUUCGUCGUCUGUGGUGAUCUCCAAGGAAGAUAUCUCCCAGGUGGGGCGACUGCUCAGCAACUCGCACAUUGCUGACUCGGAGAUGAACCUGCGCGAGCUGGAGAUCAACAAGAAGGGCUUCAUUCCGGGCGACAACAACACCUCUACUUCGAACCAGGACGACGACGUGUCCGCCGCUAAGCGCGACCGCCCGGAGAGUAGCCGCACCCUUGUUGAAGGCGAGCAGAAGCCCACGCAGCGCACUCGCUCCGACGCAGGAACGCCGGUAGCAACCAGUGGGGAGAACACAGAGAACUCUAAUGGAAACACUGAGCCCGUCGAAGACCCAGAGGCUCCGACGACCAAGCGCUGGACCAAGAGCCAGGAUGCGGCCCUUCGUGAGAGUGUGCGAAUCCACGGCGAGAAGAACUGGAAGGCAAUUGCCGAGCUGGUGCCCGGACGUAACCACGCCCAGUGCCUUCAGCGUUGGCGCAAGGUGCUAAAGCCUGGUCUAGUGAAGGGGCACUGGUCGUUUGAAGAGGAUCAAGUGCUCGAGUACCUGGUGACACAGGGCUGCAACAACUGGGGUCAGAUCGCAGAGCGUAUCCCAGGACGCACCCCCAAGCAGUGCCGUGAACGAUGGAAGAACCACCUCGACCCGGCGAUUAACAAGGGCCCCUACACCGAAGAGGAGGAUUCGGUCAUCCUCACUGCGCAGGCACGGCUGGGCAACAAGUGGUCGCAGAUUGCUCAGCUCCUAAAGGGCCGCACCGAGGAUUCGGUGAAGAUCCGCUGGAAGUCCUUGAAGCAGAACCCCAGCAAGGCAGCGGCCUCGUACGCACAGCACAAGAAGAACCAGCAGCAGGCUCAGGCUGCUGCCGCGCAGCAAGCUGCUAUGGGAUACAACAACCCGGUCCUGAUGCGCCAGCGCCAGUUGCAGCUUCUGCAGCAACAGCAACACUUGCAGGCGCACAACACGGAGGCAGUGCAGCAGCUUGACCAGCAGCAGCAGAUGCAGCAAAUGCGUCUCCACGAAAAGCUCAUGCAGCAGCAGGCGCAGAUGCAGCAGGGCCAGCACAUUAGCCACGUCGCCAUGCUCACCGAAGACUUGAAGGCGGAGCCGUACCAGCAGAAUCGCGGUAUGCUCAUGGGUCAUUCGCCCGGUGGCGACCCGAACUUGUAUGCCGCGGCUGCCUACGCUCAGCAGCCCUAUGCCCCACCGCAGCAGUAUGAGGGUCAAGACUACGUCGCCAAUAAUGGCUAUGACCCGCGGUACUAUGAACGACAGACUUCCACUGGCGCUGCAAGCCAAGGCGCGUCUCCGGCGCACCACACCGACCAGCAGCAGCAGCAGAACGGCGGCGAGACUUGGCUCCAGCCUGCUGUCCCCGCCUCGAAUGGCGAGAUCGAUCAAGACGGCAUGCCGCGGAUAGCCGACAACCAGCAACAGCAAGCCCAGCAGCCUCAGCAGCCCGGCGCCAAUGGUGCGGGCAUGUGGGACCCGUAUCCGCGACAGGAUGCGUCGCAGCUGAGCCCGCUGAGCCUGCAGGCGUUGUUGCAAGAUCCUGCACGAGCUGGCGCGUUGGACCCAAGCUUUUACCAGCCGGUUGAGCACCAGCCGGCGGAGACCGUCACGUACGAGAUGGGCCCCUCGAGCUUCGGCGGCGCGCCGACCAUGGCGUUCCCGCACUCACAAGCGCUUUAG
Messenger RNA from Phytophthora sojae, 2313 nucleotides. RefSeq lists its product as hypothetical. The coding region runs from base 1 to 2313 and encodes 770 amino acids. Gene Ontology annotation, molecular function: RNA polymerase II cis-regulatory region sequence-specific DNA binding; DNA-binding transcription factor activity, RNA polymerase II-specific. Gene Ontology annotation, biological process: regulation of DNA-templated transcription. Lineage: Eukaryota; Oomycota; Peronosporomycetes; Peronosporales; Peronosporaceae. The transcript is spliced from 3 exons. The record is from RefSeq and is a predicted model, not a curated record. Gene Ontology annotation, cellular component: nucleus.